AUGUCAAACGAGUCCCAGCAUGAACAUAUCUCGAGCUUUGUUGCAUUCCGUGCAGGGUCGACGGUCGGAGAUGUUGCCACAUUUGAGGCUGGAAGCGUCAAUGUCACGGCACAACCAGAGCGAACAACUCAAGUUUUGUCUCCUUCAUCGUCUACUCCUUCUUCCAAUGGAUCUGUUUGGACGGACGAUGAACUUUGCAUUGCUGUAGGAGGUGGCAUUGUGAUUUUUGCGAUGCUCUGCAUCAUGUUUGUCAGCCACAAGCGUCGGUGGAGAAAAACGAAAGGCAUCUCGUCUCAGCCGUCACCACGCAUCCUCGAAGCGUUCAUGCGAAACUCGCAAGUUGAAAAUCCUCAGGAACUCUAUCGUCUUGAAACCAGCUCAUUUUCGUCGUCGGCAAUUUCGUUUGGCUCACGAGCGUCUUGUUUCCAGGCGAACCAAGAGGAAGAGAGCGAGUCUUGGAAUCAUCCAAAGGUGCUAGCAGUUCGCGUCUCGGUCAGUGAAAUUUUUCUCGAUGAACUCGUUGCACGUGGGAUAAACAGUGAGGUGUAUCGCGGUCAAUACAGGAAUCAAACUGUAGCGAUUAAGAAACCACUCCCGCAGUGGCUCGGAGAUCGCGACAACCUCAUUGAUUUUUUCGCUAGAGUCAAGGUAUUAUCAUCUCCGUCAUUGACGCACCCCAGUAUGGUAUCAUUCUUAGGUGUAUCUUGGAAAUCGCUCAUCUACGUGUGUAUCGUGUCUGAAUUCAUGGCCGGCGGAGACCUUCGCACGUUCUUGAAUCGACGACAAUAUCAGAAUGAUCUACCAAGAGGAGGUUUAUGUCGACGAGGGUUUUGCCGUCAGAAAGUAAAGCUCGCGUCACAGGUAGCAAGUGCAUUAAGCUUCUUGCACGCCCAAGGGCUUGUUCACAGUGCCGUACGGUCUCGAAAUAUCCUCCUUGAUUCAAAACUCAAUGCGAAGUUGACUGGUUUCAUAGGAAGUAGCAUUCAGCCAGCCAUCGAUCGAAGGAGGCCCAGUCUUGAUUCAUCAACCAUUCUAGUGCCGCCAGCUUCCACCUCAAUUGGAGUCACGGAGAAGUUACGACGAGAGCGUAGUCGACUCGAUGCUCUUUGGAGCGCACCUGAGGUACUUCGAGGCGAGCGCAGCAAUGCGAAAACCGACAUGUUUUCAUUUGGGGUGGUGCUGGCCGAGCUAGACUCUCUGACUCUUCCUUAUGGAUGCAGCAGCCAAGUUGGAGUGCAUAGUGACAGUGCCGAGUUACUGGAAAAAGUUGCGGCGAAGCAUGUCCGUGUGCACUUUUCGAGCUCUGCAAGAGUUAGACACGGACAACGAGGGUCAUCAUUACCCGCAGAGAUGGACUUUCGCAUCACUGAGGUAGUCGUGCGUCUAGGCAAGGCAUGCGUGGCGUUAAAUGCUUCCGAACGCCCUUCAGCCGCACAGGUAUCGAUCGAACUUCACAAGCUCCUACAAACACUGAACCCAAGCUUAUCAGUACACUGA
Peronospora farinosa is the source of this 1497-nucleotide messenger RNA. NCBI's taxonomy places the organism in Eukaryota, Oomycota, Peronosporomycetes, Peronosporales, Peronosporaceae. The record is from the annotation of a GenBank genome assembly.